CCAAUGAGUCUUCUCUUCCUAUUGGCCAAGCAGUACGGAGGCGCGAGUUACUGCUCGCCCGCCGGGUUCUAAGGAGAUUCGGUCGCUAUCAUGUUCUGUGAGAAAGCGACCGAACUCGUUCGAGAGCUAUACCGCGCGAGCGAUGGGCAGCUUCCUGCCUUCAACGAAGAUGGGAUCAGACAAGUACUUGAAGAGAUGAAAGCAUUGUAUGAACAGAACCAAACUGAUGUAAAUGAAGCCAAAUCAGGUCAUAAUGAGUUGAUUACAACAAUCAAAUUUCGCCAUUGCUCUCUGCUGAGAAACCGAAGAUGUAUUGUUGCAUACUUGUAUGACCGCUUACUUCGCCUCCGGGCACUUAGGUGGGAAUAUGGUAGUGUCUUGCCAAAUGCUAUCCGAUUUCACAUGUCAGCGGAUGAAGUGCUUUGGUUUAACCAAUAUAAAAAGUCUUUGGCUACCUAUAUGAGAUCAUUAGGAGGAGGAGAUGGCCUUGAUCUUACACAAGACAUUAAACCCCCAAAAAACUUGUACAUUGAAGUUCGGUGUUUGAAAGACUAUGGAGAAUUUGAAAUUGAUGAUGGCACAACAGUUCUGUUGAAGAAGAAUAGCCAGCAUUUCUUACCACGCUGGAAAUGUGAACAAUUAAUCAGGCAAGGAGUUCUGGAGCACAUCCUAUCAUAAACUGUGUCUACAAGACUGCUGAAAUACAUAAAUAAUACAUAAAUAAUAUUUUCGCAGAUUUCAAAAUAGGGCCAAAUAGCAUAUUUUCUCCAUUGAUAAUCUUCUUUUUGAAAAACAUAAAAGUUUAAAGUUACUAUAAGAAGCACACAAAUAAUACUUUGUGAAGAGGAAAAAAUAAGAUACACACAAUCAUUUUAGAAGACCUUUCUCCAAAAACAAGUAAUUGUCUUCAUUCAUUGUCUCAAUUGCUACCUUUAUAUUUGGAUAUCUUUUUGGAUUAAAGUUACUUUGUUUUGGUCCUCUCUAGCCUUUUUGUAUUAAAAAAUAUAUCAAUGGACCAAAUGCCGUAACACUC
Messenger RNA from Candoia aspera, 1033 nucleotides. It is a transcript of the gene GINS1, whose product is annotated as GINS complex subunit 1. Gene Ontology annotation, biological process: DNA strand elongation involved in mitotic DNA replication; DNA replication. The transcript is spliced from 7 exons. The coding region runs from base 91 to 678 and encodes 195 amino acids. The record is from RefSeq and is a predicted model, not a curated record. Lineage: Eukaryota; Metazoa; Chordata; Lepidosauria; Squamata; Candoiidae. Gene Ontology annotation, cellular component: GINS complex.